Messenger RNA from Danio rerio (zebrafish), 2182 nucleotides. The record is from RefSeq and is a predicted model, not a curated record. NCBI's taxonomy places the organism in Eukaryota, Metazoa, Chordata, Actinopteri, Cypriniformes, Danionidae.
UUUAAAAAUUCUCCCUCAAAUCCUAGACUUCCAGCCCGCGCCAGGUUUCACCACACACACCUUCCUUUCUUCUUUCCUUCCUUUUCCUUCUCCCAGAGAGAAUCCAUCUGAAUCCCGCUCUCUGGAAUGCGCGCUCCAGCUCCAGCAUUCCUGCCUCCUCCUCGACAUCACAUCCGGGUCACUCGGCAGUCAGCGAGCGUGCAGUCGCGCGUGCUCCUCCAUCCAUCCGUCCAUCCAGUGGCGUUUGUGCUGCUGCAGCUCCGCGCAACAUGGACCCUCAGAGCGGCGGCCAGACGCGGACGAUCUGACGCGCCUCCGGGACCUGCGAUCUACGCCACGCGCCGGGGCAGGGAUGAGGUGCAGUCCGGCAGACGCACACUGCUAGGCGAGUCGACGAGCGUCAGCGAUGUCAAAGAGUCUGAAGAAGAAGAACCACUGGACGAACAAAGUCCACGAAGCGCUGCUCGGCAGGAACAAGGAGGGCGAGCUGGGGUUCGACUUGAAAGGGGGCGCCGAGAACGGCAAUUUCCCGUAUUUCGGGGAGGUGAAGCAGGGGAAGGUGGCCAUCCAGAGCGGCAAGCUGUCCCAGGACGAGCUGCUGCUGGAGGUCAACGAUACGCCGGUGGCAGGGCUCACCAUCAGGGAUGUGCUGGCCGUCAUCAAGCACUGCAAAGACCCGUUCCGACUAAAGUGCGUGAAGCAAGGAGGUGUUGUGGAUAAAGAUCUCCGCCAUUAUCUCAAUUUACGGUUCCAGAAAGGUUCAGUGGACCACGAACUUCAGCAAAUCAUACGUGACAACCUCUACCUCCGGACUGUGCCGUGUAAGUAAACUUGAAUCUAUAUUUAAACAGUCCUCAUAAAUCAAUGCAUAUACUUUGGGGCUUAUUUGCAUUCAUAUUUUUUGUUUCGAUAAAUGUGGUGUCCUAAAUGCUUAUAAGGACCAUAUUUCCAGAUUGUAAAUGCUAUCUUUGACAUCUGACUGCAUUUAUCAGUGCAUGGCGGAUUAUUUUGUUUAUCUCUUCUGUUUAUGUGUUGUGCUGUAGCCCUGCUCACUGAAAAAUCCAAUUGCUCCAAAAUGCAGGUUCUAAUAGCUAUACAUUGAAAAUCAACUAUGCUCAGAGCAAUUUUAGUUAUAUUUAGUGCAGUAUUGUGCAUAGUUACACAGUGUUACACAGCUUUUGUUUGUUAUUUUGAAAAGGGAAAGAGUUCUCUAAACCAGUAGAUGUGUGAGGGAAGGUAUAGCUACACCAAAUGAGCCAACCUGAAAUAUUGUGGAAGUUGUUAUUGUUUUGUGUGAGGGAUUAUGGGAGAAACAUGGAGUCAAACCCUCCCUGAUAUGUCUGGGUACCAUCUCAAUGUAUGAUGCAACCAGAUAGAAAGAACCAAUGUGACUUGUUUUGGAUUCAAGCCCUUUGAAUGUGUUUUUACCUAGUCAGACUUAAAGGAAAAGAGUGGUAAUUUUUAUGGAAAGCAUUAGCCUCCAGUUCAUGCUAAAUGAUAGGGGUGUUAGCAAUGUUUUGAGAUCAUCCAGGUUUGUAACAAAUUUGACUCGUACCUUGAUUUGUAAAAACAAACUGAAAAGUGUUGACAGUAAUGCGCCAAGACGUCUGUGGAGUAAACAUACAAUGCUUAUAAAGGGUGUUUGAGCUUUAUUUAACCUGGCUUAUUUCUCAUUGAAGUUUCUCAUUAGUUCAUUUGUAGUGGAUUAGCGCUGUCAGCUUUAAAUGCUUUAUAGUUGAUGAAGGAAUUGUGACAGGCAAAGUAGUGGGUAGUUUUUCUCAGCUUGCUCGCUAGUGGUUACCAAUGCUACCCUCUUUCUUUCUACCUCAUAUGCCAAAUUUGUAUUGUUGAUGAUUAAACUUAAGGUUCAAAUACAUGUGUAGAUUGAGAAAGACAUUAUGGAAAACAUUGUAGCUGGAAAUGUUGCGGUUGCUGUAUUGAUUAAGCUUUUUAAAAAUGAUGAGUUGAUAUGUUUACAUAUCAUACAAUGGGCAUAAAUACUGUAUGUGUUCAUGUAUGCAUGCUGUCAAAAACGCUGGAUCCUUGAAGAAAUUAGAAUGGGUAGUAGAGUAUAGCUAGCUAGUGGUUGCUGGUAUAACCUUUUAUAUGAUGAAAGAAGGAUAACAGCUAUGUGUUGUAUUAAAAGUGUGUGUGUGUGUGUGUGUGUGUGUGUGUGUGUGUG